AUGGGUGGUUACCAAGGCGCGUUCCCUCGCAUAUACGAGGGAAAGCUCGCUCUAGUGACAGGAUCCGCACGAAGUAUCGGGGCCGCAAUAGUACAAAACUUGGCCAGCAAGGGCUGCAACGUGAUCAUCAACUAUGCAACCGAGGCCUCCGACGCACCCGCAACAGCACUCGCCGCCAAUCUCGAAAAGGAAUACUCAGUGCGCGCACUAUCCAUAAGAGCAGAUAUUACCUCGCGGGAGGAAUGCGCGAGGAUCGUGACAAGCGCAAAAAAUGUUUUUACAGACUCGCACACAGGAUCCUUCCAAAUCGACAUCAUCGUUCACAACGCCGCGGUGCUAUACCUCGGCCCACUGGAAUCAGUCAAAGAAUCCGAGUUCCAUCGAAUAUAUGAAGUAAAUGUCCUUGGGCCACUUUUACUCACUGGUGCCUGCAAAGAGUAUCUUCCCACUGAUCGCUCGGGGCGUAUUGUAAUGUUAUCGAGUAUUGCUUCGAAAACGGGAACGGAGAACACUUCGCUUUAUUCGGGAACUAAGGGUGCUAUUGAAGCCAUGACACGUGUGUGGUGUCGUGAGCUGGCCGAGAGAGCCACGGUCAACUCGAUCAACCCUGGUCCUGUCAUGACGGAUAUGUACAUGUCUGCGCCCGAUGAGGUCAAGGAGGGGCUUUCAUUGUGGAAUCCACUCACGCCGUUGGUGCCCGUUCGGGAGACUGAUAGCCCAGAGGUGAGGGAGUUGGGGGAAAAGUUUGGAGGGAGAGCGGCGUAUGCUGAGGAGAUUGCUGGUUUAGUUGCGACGAUCUGCAAUGCGGAGUUUGGGUGGUGUACUGGGAGUGUUAUUUCUGCAAAUGGAGGGUUGUCCUUUAGUACUUAA
Penicillium robsamsonii is the source of this 870-nucleotide messenger RNA. Its product is annotated as SDR family NAD(P)-dependent oxidoreductase. The coding region runs from base 1 to 870 and encodes 289 amino acids. The transcript is spliced from 2 exons. Gene Ontology annotation, molecular function: oxidoreductase activity. NCBI's taxonomy places the organism in Eukaryota, Fungi, Ascomycota, Eurotiomycetes, Eurotiales, Aspergillaceae. The record is from RefSeq and is a predicted model, not a curated record.